Echinococcus granulosus is the source of this 822-nucleotide messenger RNA. RefSeq lists its product as hypothetical. The transcript has 4 exons. NCBI's taxonomy places the organism in Eukaryota, Metazoa, Platyhelminthes, Cestoda, Cyclophyllidea, Taeniidae. The record is from RefSeq and is a predicted model, not a curated record. Bases 1 to 822 code for a protein of 273 amino acids.
AUGGAUGAAGUUCUGAAAUCAGAGGAGGAGAAUGUUGUAAUUGCGUGCGGUGUGAAUAAUAAAAAGGCUACUCUGAUUACGUUACGAUUUGAAACGAAGGAGGAAUUUUCAAAGGUUCUUGGGAUUUUGGAAAAAUAUGCUAAACCCAAAAAUGCAGAAAUGGGUAGUCUGAGUCAAGAAAAGGUAUCUGAGGUGAAAUCUAAAUUCAAAGAACAUUUCGAAAUGGGAUCAAAGAAGACUGGGAAUGUUCCACCUGAGCUUCGGACAUCGGUAUCUGUAGCCAACCCAUAUUUCACCUCUCGAAAUCCUAAUCCCGAUUCACCCAGUAUUUCACAGAGCUCUUCUGUGCAAGAUUCAUCGUCCAUUACAGUGAUUACUUUAACAAACGGGGAAUCAACUCCGAGUUACACGAACGGGAUGAUUACAUUACCGCGUAAGAAUUCUGCUAGUGAGGAUGACAAUCGGUUUGAUGGCAACUCGUUGAAAGGAUUUCCCAUUUUCAGUAAACGAGAGCAAAUGAAGGCUAUGAUUUACUUUUGCGUUAGAAUCAAACGGGGUUUGUGUUUCUAUCAUUUAGCUUUUCGAAUAAAUCUGCUGCUAUAUGGUGUCAACUUCAUGAAUUUCCAUGGGGUUUCUGCUUUACAUAAAAAUUCUCAUUCAGAAGUAAAAUACAGAUAUUCUAGACAAAUAAUGGGUGUUUUUGAAAAACAUUCAUUUGUCAUGCAGUUGUCUUUAAAAAGUCAGUGUGAAGUGCAAAUAUAUGAUAAAAAUGUUGGAUUUGUCCAAAUAUUUAUUUUAAAAUGGACUCAAAAUGGUUCCUGA